Molecule: messenger RNA, 882 nt
Organism: Metarhizium robertsii ARSEF 23
Lineage: Eukaryota; Fungi; Ascomycota; Sordariomycetes; Hypocreales; Clavicipitaceae
Exons: 1
Coding region: 1-882 (293 amino acids)
Source: RefSeq, a predicted model, not a curated record
AUGACUACGCCAGCGAGUUCGGCGUAUCCGUCAACACAUGCGUCCGAAGUCGAAGUCGACGACGUCGGCCAAAUCCAAAUUGCUUCCCUGACCCUCGACACGCCUCUCAUACCGCUAAGACGAAAGAGCCGCGUUCCGGAAAAGCCCUUUCGUUUCCUUGAACUGCCAUCUGAAUUGCGCGUCAAGGUCUACGAGCACUACUGGAGCAAUGCCGAAAAGGUCCUGGACCUCGACCCCGGCAACCAUAAAAGAUACCACAGGGCGCUGGGUCUGGUCCGUACAUGUAAACAGGUUCGCGCGGAAGCGACUCAUUUCUUCUUCAGCUCCCGGGCCAUUCGCCUGUUCCCCACCUUUCCCGGCAAAUAUUUCAAGUCGAGAAAGCCGCUCCUGGCUCGCCUGAAACCGAGCCAGCGCCGAUGCAUCACGUCGCUGGAGCUGCGGCUCGGGCCUGGCUGGAAUGCCCCCCCGCGGGGGUGGGUGGUCAACGACGCCCUCGGCCUCAAGGACUGCAGCAAUCUUCGCAAACUGACCGUGUAUGUUGAAUGCGACCCGAGCGACGGCAUCUACGAAGGGUUCCGUCGAUCGGAUGGUUUCUACGAAGGGUUCUGCCGCAACUUGCUCGGCGACGUGCUCGGCGAAAUCCCCGGCCACGUCGCCAUUGAGUUUGAGGGCUACCCGGGCGUCAAGAAGUCGGGCGCCAUGAUGCGGGGCCUGCUCGAGGUCGCUGCUCAGUCAAAGCGGAAGAUUCUCUGGGGUCCUGAACGAGGAUGGACGGAUGGGCCAGAGAAGGAGGAGAAGCGCAACGCUGACUCUGCGGCUCAGUUAUUCGAUGGUAUCCCUAGGGAAGGUUAUGCACCUCACAAUAUGCUGGUUGUAGCGUAG